GGGGAAAGAAAGAUGCAGUUGCAGAGAAAGUCACCAGUGAGAACCCUCACAUAGUUCUUGGUACAGAGACAUGGCUCAGCGAUCAGAUAGCUUGGUUUGUGUACUUUCCAAAAAAAAUGUAUUACUUGUGGAAAAUGUACUUUGAAAAUUCAUGAGUUCGCAACUCUUUUUCCGGAAUUAACCUACAGCAAAGGAGACUACAGCAAGUUAAAACAAGACAUUCAGAAAGUGGAGUGGGAGAAAGAGAUGGAGGAUCCUGACUGCGAGGAGUCAUGGAGUUUUCUCAAAGUAUACAACCGGGCUGUAGAAGACCAUGUCCCACGGAAGAAAGCAAAGAAGAGAUUCAAGCCACCAUGGCUAUGUUCCAAAGGAGAAUCAACAACCAAGUAUCAUGCCACUUCUACACAUCAAACGCAGGAAAGGCUUCCAUCUAGGCCAACCUCAGAGUCCAUUACUGGCAUGAGUAACAGCACUUACACUUCUAACACUACACCACAGCCAACGAUCCCUGUCAUAUCCAGCACAGCAGUACCUAGUUGUUCAAGUGGGAUGAGAUGUUCUGACUUGAGUGUUGACUGCCUAGACUGUGAGCUGAAUUCCUUAUGUAUCUAUGGACAAGAGGACAAUGUGACUUGUGUUCCCAAAACAGGUGUAAAUUGUACAGGAGACAUCAUGUUUAUGAAAACGUUCGGGUGCCGGUACUGCUAUCAGUCUGAUGCCAGUGAACAUACCUGCACUCCUACUACUAACUGCAGAGUAAAUAGCAAUCCACCUGCCAUGAUUAAGGUUAACUGCUCAAUCAAUCAAGAUGUCCUUUGUUUAGGUCAGAGGAAGUUUCAUAGAAGGAAUCGUUGUAACUGGACCUCAGGGUACCGAUGGUCAACAGCUCUUACUCUCAGCAUUACAUUAGGAGGUUUUGGAGCAGACAGGUUCUACCUAGGCUACUGGCGGGAGGGCCUUGGCAAGCUCUUCAGUUUUGGUGGGCUGGGUGUCUGGACACUUGUUGAUGUUGUACUUAUAGCAGUGGGAUACAUUGGGCCAGAGGAUGGAUCCUACUUUAUAUGAGGACAGAGGGGAACAUGAGGAAGCUGCAUCUACUUUGCGGGGGGAAAAAUCACGCCACAUCAGCUGAAAAUGUCAUUGCUUAUAUUUUAACUACAUGUACAUAUGUGACUCCCCUAAUCCACCCCUAAAAAAACCAUUCCGAGACUACUGUAUAGUUUGUAGGCUUUACGUUUGUGUUAAUAUGCCAGCUAAUAUGUUCAACCUGUUUGUUAUCAAAAGAAAACAAAAGACCAGGAUAAAUCCCCGUCUCCACAAGAAUUAGUAAGGUGGGUGGAAUCAUUACCAACUGGUCCAAAGCGCCAAAUUCCGCAUGUAGACUCUAUGGGCCAUACAAAGCAUAUUUAGAAAGGGUGACACCUGAAUUUUUUUGAAAGCUACCUAAUAUAGGGCCGCCGUGCCAUAUAAGUAUACACAUACAUAGUUUGGGGUUUCAAUUGAUGUAUUCUUAAUUCAACAUUUUCUAAAGCAUAAAGGUGACUAGAUAAUUAUCAGAAGAUAUGAAAGAUCCAAAAUCUUACCCCAAAGUUGCGCACUUUUACCUUUUUAUCAAGAAGGCUUGCCAAACCUCAGCAUUGAUGAGCUUCAAAUUCACAAAGUUACAAAGGGUUGCCUUAAGUGUGGGACUUGAACAAGUUCAAAGACGUCCCUCAAAAGAAUAGAUUAUGGUUGUUUUAUGUUAAUGUCAAAUAUUUUCUUACAUGUAAAUUUGGGGAUGUCUUUGAACUUGAACUCUGGUCUAAUUUUAAGCCCAAUUUCCUAACACUUCUAUUCCCCUUCCCCUUUUUUUUCUUUUUUAAUUGGGGUAACUGUGCCAGUCUCAACUUUGUGAAUUCAAAGUUCUUCAAUACUGAGGUUUGGCAAGACCACUUGAUGAAAUAUGUGAAAAGAUAAAUGUGCCCAACUUUAGGGUAUAAUGGUAGCCCUUUUGGAUCCAUAAUAAGUCCUCAUUAUUGAGAGAGACAACUAAAGAUCAGCCAUAUCACCAAUUCAUUGAAUGGCUGCAGAAAUGGAUGGAACAAGGACAUAGAUAUGCCUGCCUGCAUCUAAAUCCAUUGUCUUACUGGAAACAAUUUCACUACAUAUAUUUCCUUGGCAUUGGAGGCAUAGAGGGUACUAUCUCUUGCCCAAGGUGACCCCUAAAACUAGUGGAGGGAAGGAAUCGUCUCAUCCUCUAUUUAAGACCGGCUCCGUGCAAGGUUCCAAGCAAAGCCAAACCACUAGCCCUACUAUGGUUGAUUGAGUAGUAGGUGUAUGGGAUUAACCAUUGAGUGAUCAUUAGGCCCUGCAUCCUGCGCAUGUGGGCAUCAACACAUGUGCCUCCACAAUGCCUUAGUGCAUUCCCAAUGAGCCAAGUGUGGAUUCACUGGAUUGGUAUAUUUAUCAGUAUGCAAAUAUUGAGUGGUCUUAAAUUGUGAAAUAGGAGGAAUAUUAUCGCAAGGUUAAAUCUGGACUUUUCCAGUUCACGAGGCAAAGCCGGGUCAACUGGAAAAGUCCAGAUUUUACUGAGCUAUGUUAGUUCCCAAAGUUAUUGGAAGUUGAAAAAACUAGGUUUUGUUAAAUUAUGGCAAAACUAGCAGCCGACAUGAGGUAUAUAUGAGGUAUAUAUAUGAGGUAUAGCAUUAUUCUAGAAUGCUGCAAUACUGCGUCAGUAUCCGAGAAUCUGCAUCAUGGUACUUGGGACAUAUGACAGAAGACUUCAGUCACCAGAAACCUGAAUUUGAGAACAUAUAUUUAUCUGUUGUGGAAAAGCCUUUAUUACAUUUGUUUUUUGGGUCAUAUUUUGUUUCUUCUGAUUUAUGUCUUCUUUGUUCUAUCCUAAAUUACAUAGCCUUUGUAAAAGAAACAUUCCGGGAGGCAUUUUCAACAUUUAGAAAACUAAUUUGUAAUCAAACUUGGCUCAAACAACACUUACAUGUUCUAAAGUGCAUGGAUA
Molecule: messenger RNA, 2998 nt
Organism: Patiria miniata (bat star)
Lineage: Eukaryota; Metazoa; Echinodermata; Asteroidea; Valvatida; Asterinidae
Gene: tm2d3
Product: TM2 domain-containing protein 3-like
Exons: 5
Coding region: 247-1065 (272 amino acids)
Source: RefSeq, a predicted model, not a curated record